This is a messenger RNA of Spirodela intermedia, 1083 nucleotides long. NCBI's taxonomy places the organism in Eukaryota, Viridiplantae, Streptophyta, Magnoliopsida, Alismatales, Araceae. The record is from the annotation of a GenBank genome assembly.
AUGUUCGAGCAGAAUGGGGGCCUCGUGCUGCAGGAGCAUAUCUCAUCUCAGCCGGGAAACACCUUCAAGAUAUUCAGCGAAUCGGAGCUGGUCAAGGCCACUGACGGUUUCCACGACGACCGAAUAAUCGGGCGAGGAGGCUACGGCGUGGUCUAAAUGGACCGACUGGAGGGCGGGGUGCUUGUUGCCAUCAAGAAGUCCAGAAUCAUGGACGAGAGGGAGAGCAAGGAGUUCGCCAGGGAGAUGGCCAUCCUCUCCCAGAUCAACCACUUCAACGUGGUCAAGAUCCUGGGCUGCUGCCUCGAAGUGGAGGUCCCCAUGCUUGUUUACGAAUUCGUCCCGGGCGGCACGCUCUUCGGCUUAAUCCACCGCCGGAGGAGCGGAGAGCCGAUCGCCCUGGCAACCCGCCUGAGGAUUGCUUCAGAGAUCUCCUAAGCUCUGGCGUACUUGCACUCGUACGCUUCACCCCCGAUAUUCCACAAGGACGUCAAGACGUCCAACAUUCUUCUGGACGGGAACUGCCGGGCAAAGGUCUCCGACUUCGGGGCUUCAGCAGUAGCUCCGGCCGACGAGGCGGAGGUGGCGACAGUGGUGCAUGGAACCUGCGGCUACCUCGACCCGGAGUACCUGCAGACGUAUCAGUUCACGGAGAAGAGCGACGUCUACAUCUUUGGCGUGGUGCUGGUGGAGCUGCUGACCGGGAGAAAGCCAUUUCAGGCCCAAGAUGCCGGAGAUCACCGGGGUCUGGCUAUGACCUUCGUGUCCUAUUUCCGGCAUGACAGGUUGGCGGAGAUUCUGGACGCUGACGUUCUUCAGGAUGAUCAGAUGGAGAGGCUAGUUGAUAUCGCUGAGCUAGCAUGCCGGUGUCUGAGCAUGAGGGGGUUCGACCGCCCAACUAUGAAAGAAGUCACUAUAGCUCUGCAUGCAAUGGGCGGCCUACCAUGGGAGAACCCUUCGCUUACCCCAUACACUCCGGAGGGAACUGAUAACCAGUUGGGCCAAGGUCAGUCGACGGCGUACGGGAACAUGUAUUCUGGUAUCCCGGAUGACAGUGCCGUUCUUGGGAUCAAAACAGGGCAUUGA